AUGGCGCUCAAUGCCGCAUCACAUAAUAUCACUGGCGAGCCGACCGGUUCUCCUUCUGGUCCGCCGCCUCCAGUGUCCUCCGAGAUAGCCUCUGCGGCGAAAAGCUCGGCUGCAAAAGAUGCCGUGGGUCAGAAUGUACCCGGAAGGGAUUUGCAAAACAACGAGAAAGGUCAAACAGUGAUGGGAGAAGCAGGCAAAGAGAAGACUGCAAAAGAAAGUAUGCAAGAUAACCUUGAAGGACCGCAUUGA
Messenger RNA from Cladophialophora psammophila CBS 110553, 249 nucleotides. RefSeq lists its product as uncharacterized. The transcript has 2 exons. Lineage: Eukaryota; Fungi; Ascomycota; Eurotiomycetes; Chaetothyriales; Herpotrichiellaceae. Bases 1 to 249 code for a protein of 82 amino acids. The record is from RefSeq and is a predicted model, not a curated record.